CCUCCUCUUAAUUCCUCGCAUCUCAACGUUAACUGCUAUUUCACUACACUACUAUCACUGAUUCUUUCCCUUGCACAUACCUCAAGUGCUUUUGCCUCUAAUUGCUGGACUUUUGAACCAUGAAAUAUCACAAGAUACUAUUUUAACUAUUUAAAAAAUUAUCUAUGGCUCACUUGGUUUACUGUUCACGUCUCACUGCUAGUCCCGUCUGCAUAAGCUAUACUUCAUCAUGUAUUAUAUAGGCUACACCAUUAUAGUUAAAUUUGGGGCAUAUCUUGUGAUUAUACUUUUUAAUUUUGAUGUCUACAAAUUAUCGGAAAAUCAGCUGAAGCUUUUAUUUUCAGGCGUAUUCUGUGGGAAGGGCUUUGACUUUGAAGUUGAAGGAGCUCAUACCACGACAAAUGUUUAAAGUACCAAUUCAAGCAUGUAUAGGAUCAAAAGUGAUUGCCAGCGAAGCGAUAUCUGCAAUACGGAAGGAUGUACUAGCCAAAUGCUACGGUGGUGAUAUUACAAGAAAAAAGAAAUUGCUUAAGAAACAGGCUGAAGGAAAGAAAAGGAUGAAGUCUAUUGGUAAAGUUGAUGUUCCCCAAGAAGCUUUCAUGGCAGUUUUGAAACUUGAAAAGGAGGUAAUAUGAAUGUGUUUCCGUGUAAGUUGCAACAUGAUCUGAAAUUGUAAAUAUAUUAAGAAAAUAUUAGAAUCUUGGUCUCUUUUUGUAUGGCAUAAUUCUUCCAUUGUAAUUCUAUUAUUCUUAAUUGCAUCAUAUAUAAUUUUGGAUCAUUAGCAAAUUCUGUUUAGCUUUAAAACUUGAUAUAUUAAGGUUCUAGUUAAUGCCUUAAUCGUCAAGACUUAUCA
Vigna umbellata (rice bean) is the source of this 853-nucleotide messenger RNA. NCBI's taxonomy places the organism in Eukaryota, Viridiplantae, Streptophyta, Magnoliopsida, Fabales, Fabaceae. The record is from RefSeq and is a predicted model, not a curated record.